Messenger RNA from Balaenoptera ricei (Rice's whale), 917 nucleotides. It is a transcript of the gene IDNK, whose product is annotated as IDNK gluconokinase. Gene Ontology annotation, molecular function: gluconokinase activity. Lineage: Eukaryota; Metazoa; Chordata; Mammalia; Artiodactyla; Balaenopteridae. The transcript is spliced from 6 exons. The coding region runs from base 354 to 779 and encodes 141 amino acids. The record is from RefSeq and is a predicted model, not a curated record. Gene Ontology annotation, cellular component: cytoplasm.
UCCGCCCCCCGUGGCUGGGAAGGCGGAGCAGACCGGCCCCAGAAGGCUACGGGAAGGAGCGGGACUCCGGGCGAUGGCGGCGUCCGGCGCGCUGCUGGUGAUGGGCGUGAGCGGCUCGGGGAAAAAAGGCAGCUACGGCAGCAUUCCACCAGAGGCAGCAAAAGACAACUAAAAUAUCACAACCUCCAAAGGCUUAUCCAGACCCUUCUAGGAUGAUCUGAAUCAGGAACUGCCUGUGCGGUCCAGUGUAUUUUAAAGACUCUUUCUUUCUCCAGAUCCACCGUCGGCGCCCUGCUGGCAUCCCAGGAUGGAAAUUCUACGAUGCAGAUGACUAUCACCCAGAGGAAAAUCGAAUGAAGAUGGGAAAAGGGAUACCUCUGAAUGACCAGGACAGGAUUCCAUGGCUCUGCAACUUGCAUGACAUUUUACAAAGAGAUGUAGCCUCUGGACAGCAUGUAAUUCUUGCCUGUUCAGCUCUGAAGAAAGUAUACAGAGACAUCUUAAUACAAGGAAAAGAUGGUGCACGUCUGAAGUGUGAUGAGUCAGGAAAGGAAGAAAAGCUGGCUGAAGUGAAGCUCCUUGUGGUCCAUCUGACUGGGUCGUUCGAGGUCAUCUCUGGACGCUUACUCAAAAGAAAAGGGCAUUUUAUGUCCCCUGAGUUAUUGCAGUCCCAGUUUGAUACUCUGGAGCCCCCAUCAGCUCCAGAAAAUUUCAUCCAAAUCAGUGUGGACAAAAAUCUUUCAGAGAUAAUUGCUACAAUUAUGGAAACUCUAAAAUGAAGUGAGAAGCAUUUAUAUCCGUGGUCCAGAACACAACUGGGCAUAACUCUGUCUCCCAUCCCAAACCAUGUUCCAGUAUCCUUGUUGAUACUGUAUUCUAGAUUCUUCUUAAGGUGAAUAAACCAUAAUGUAUUGAGA